AUAAAUGUUUGUACGUACCCAUCUAACGGUCUAAGAAGUUUGUGAUACUGAAAGUUGAAACUUAUUUGUUAAAAAAAUAACAAUUACCAUGCAAGUUUGAAUAAGUUCUAGAAACAGUUAACUUUUUUAACAAGAAAAUCAACUAUUACAGAUUUCGGAACAAAAACUUAAAAUUUAUUUUACCUUUAGAAGUGUGGAUCGAACAUGUUAUAAAUUGAUUCAUAAACCGAAUAAUUCUGUUGACAUCAUUUCUGGUACAUUUGGAGGAAUAUAAAUUUCCUCUAGUUUAUAAGUUGGAAAACUUUUAUUUUGGAUUGUAUGCAUUCAACUUCCAUUGUGGCGGUCGGACGGAAAUCGGCAAUGGUGCACUGCGCCGGAUGCGAGCGCCCGAUUUUGGACCGAUUCUUACUUAAUGUUUUGGACAGGGCUUGGCAUGCUAAAUGUGUGCAGUGUUCAGACUGCAAAUCUUCUUUGACUGAUAAAUGUUUUUCAAGAGACGGAAAAUUAUUUUGUCGGAAUGAUUUCUUUAGACGAUAUGGAACGAAAUGUGCCGGAUGUUCACAGGGUAUCUCUCCAAACGACCUCGUGCGUCGUGCCAGAAAUAAAGUAUUUCACCUAAAAUGUUUUACAUGUAUGAUCUGUAGGAAACAGUUGUCAACAGGAGAAGAAUUAUAUAUUAUGGACGAAAACAGAUUUAUCUGCAAGGAAGAUUAUAUUAAUAGUAAACUACAAGGAUCGUCGGAUAUAGAAGACGAAGGUGAUUUAGACAGCGCUUUAGAGCAACAGACCAGUUUGUCUGAUAAAGACUUCAGUAUUGAUGGUGACAACCAAGACUUAGAUUCCAAAGAAAAUAUUAUAUUGAAUAAUCACCAUAACAAUCUUGCAAAUAACAAUAUUACGAACAAUAAUCUGGACGACAAAAGUAUAAUGAACUCUCCUCAAUCCAGUCCGGAACCACUCAAAGAGGACGACACAUCAUUGUUGAAAAUAUCAUCGGACUCUAAUCAUAGUACACAGAGCUGUGAUACGAACGGAAAUUCCAUUCAUCCAAACUCAAAUGUAACUCCGGAUAGUAAUAGGUCAGGAGACGAAGCUAUUGACGGAACAAACGGGAAUUCAACUGCUGGGUCGAAACGUAGAGGACCUAGAACAACAAUAAAAGCUAAACAAUUAGAAACUUUGAAGGCAGCUUUUAAUGCCACGCCUAAACCAACCCGACACAUACGAGAACAAUUGGCACAGGAGACUGGUCUCAACAUGAGGGUCAUACAGGUUUGGUUCCAAAAUAGAAGGUCAAAGGAAAGAAGAAUGAAACAACUAAGUGCUUUGGGAGCUAGACGACAUUUCUUCCGGAAUCCACGACGUAUGAGGGCUUUAAGGGCUGGAAUGUCUCCUAGUGAAUUAGAUGAGGAGAUGAUGGGAGGAGGACCGGGCUUUGGAUAUUUUUCGGAAAAUGGCCAAGAAUAUUACCCGGGUUACCAAGGUUACAACGACUUCUUUCCUGGUCAAGAUGGCGUACCUGGAAAUAUGAACUUCCUGCCACCUACGUCUCAAGGAACCCCUCCUCUAAAUCUAGACCAACCAAUGCAUCAUUCAGGAAACAUGGGCCCAGAAAGCCAUUAUUUGCCAAAUGACAUGGUACAACCGUCAUCACCUGAACCCUUGAACUUACAUGGACACGAUGGGCAUCAUUUUCCUGGUGGUCCACCACGAUCUUUUGGUUCUUUGUCUCAUCAUCCAGAAAUGGCAGGAGAAACGUGGGGAUGACAUAACGAACAUCCAUAUGACCUUCCAUUCCAGUGUUGAGAAAUAUAAAAUAGUGAAACAACAUUUCAACUGGAUCACCGCGAAAUACCUCGGUACUGAGAAACUAUUUGUUGUUAUAAUUUCAUGUGUAUAUGUAAUCUUUAAUUUAUUGACGUUCGAAUGUUCAUUUUUGCCAAUGUUCAUUUUUAUGGUGUUGAAUUUUUUUUAAUGAAUUUGUCCAAUUUGAGUGAUGAAGUUGAUAAAGUCCCGUAUUUGUUUUCCAUAUGAUUUUUUUUUUAUUUCACUCACGUGACAUACGAAAGAGAGUAAAAUCGUGUUAAACAGUGUGCUGUUUCCGGCAUAUUUUUCUACGGAUUAUUAAUUUUGAAACUGUCAUGUUAACAUGUACAUAAAAUAUUAUCAUAUCAUGUUCAUGUUGUUUCAAUCGUUUGUUGAAUGAAAGUUGUAUGGUGUAUACUUCCAGCGAAUCUGUAGAAUGUUGUCACGUGGUACAUGUUGAAUGAAUUAAAAAGUGAAAUAAAGCGAGAUGAAAAAUUGAA
Messenger RNA from Mytilus californianus (California mussel), 2306 nucleotides. RefSeq names its product LIM/homeobox protein Lhx5-like. The transcript is spliced from 6 exons. Gene Ontology annotation, biological process: neuron differentiation; regulation of transcription by RNA polymerase II. Bases 319 to 1767 code for a protein of 482 amino acids. Gene Ontology annotation, cellular component: nucleus. The record is from RefSeq and is a predicted model, not a curated record. NCBI's taxonomy places the organism in Eukaryota, Metazoa, Mollusca, Bivalvia, Mytilida, Mytilidae. Gene Ontology annotation, molecular function: DNA-binding transcription factor activity, RNA polymerase II-specific; RNA polymerase II transcription regulatory region sequence-specific DNA binding.